AUGGAGCUCUGUGGUGGAGACGGCUGCCACGAGUCCGAGAUCCUAGCCUUUGAUUUCCAGCGACGCGCCUGGGAGUUUUACGAGGGCAAAGCUGCGGCGCCGCCACUGGAAGAGGCCUUUCUCAUCAAGACCAUGCCGUUGGAGGAGAUACAUGGUGCCUUCUCCCUUUGCCCUGGGAUGGUGGUCACCGGCCUGCUCCUGGCUGCGGAAGCGGCUUCUUUCGCUGCACAGCCUGAUCCAAAUCAGGACCCACUGCACAUGGCCAAGAGCUACAUGCAGUUCCUGUAUAACUCUGACCGCGAAGAAUUCGACACGAUGACCGAGAUGUGGCCAGUUCUGGAGGGCCAGCAGCGGGCGCAGGAUGCGCGGCAGGCAGCUUUGCAUGCCUUGCCAGCCUCGGUGGAUAUUGUCAUCGCCCGCUGCAGCACUACUCUGCGCUGGCUGUGGUCUUUGCCCUUGCCGCCCCAGGCGCGGGUAUUCAUCUACAGCAAGUGCCCCGGGCAGGAACAGAACUUGCAGCGGCAGCUGGAAGGCCUGCUUGGGCGAGUUGCUCAAAUCGUGGACGUGCCUUUGGAAGACUCGGGGGAGUGGAUGACGGGGGAGUGCACAGUGUACCUGCGACACAUGCUUCAUGGCCUAGCAUCUGCCGCGCCUGUCCACCACCUGGCCGACUACACGAUUUUCAUCCAUGAUGAUGCGCCGCGACAUUUGAAGCCGGAAUUCCUCUCCAUUGUGUUCAAGAGCUUGGCUAUGGGAUCAUACAACGUUGACUACCUGAACCUGGCGCAUGAGCGCUACGUGGCCGCCUCUACUCCUUGUCUGAAGUCACUCUUCAGGAUGGUUUUUGGGGAGGACCUCACCGGUCGUCUGUCCACCUACUGCUGCGGCCACUUCGUGGUCAGCUCCUCACGGCUCAAGGAGGUGCCCCAAAGCCGCCUGGAGAAUUUGUGGGCGGCGGUGGCCACUGGGGCCUACACCGCGCUGAAAGGAGGGCUCUGUGAGGUGGCCAACAUGCCGUGCUAUGUGGUGGAGUACCUGUGGCAUGCAGUGCUCGGCGAGCCGAACGUGCCGCCGUGGCGCUCCGAAGACGCUCGCCUGCCACUGGCGCUUCGCUACGAGGGAGGCCGAGACACUCGCCUGCCAUCGCCGCUGAAGUUUUCGCCAUACAUGCAGGAGACCGAGUUGGUGGACGAAGAGGAGGUGACUGUGGUCCCAGGCUGGGCCCCCGCAGUGUCAUUGGACCUGCAGGAGGUGCCCACCGGCGAGGAGGAUGAGGAAGAGAUUUACUCGCAGCGGUCAAAGCUGUACCGAUUCAAGGAUGGCGAGUGGAAGGAGAGAGGGCUGGGCGACUCCAAAUUGCUGCGCCAUCGGGGCAGUGGCAAGAUUCGCUACAUGAUGCGGCAAGAGAAAACCGGCAAGAUUGUUGCCAAUCACUAUGUCUAUGCUUUUCCACCUUAUUGCGACCUGAAGUUGAACAACGGCAGUGAUAAGUGCUGGGUAUGGACUACCAUGGAUUACUCAGAGGACGAAGCGCAGGUGGAACAGUUUGCAGUGAGGCUUAAGGACCCAGAGGUGGCGAAUCAGUUCAAGGAAGCCUUCGAUAAUGCCAAGGCCGAAAAUGCGAAGGUGUGCGAAGUACAGGAGGGCACAUCAAAAGCUGAGCCGGCAGCUUCAAACGAAGCAAAGCCGGCGCCGGCGCCAGCGCCGGAGUCUGCCGCCAGCCAGCCAGACGGGAACCCGUUUGCUGGCCACGCCUUUUUCGAAUCCAGUUCGUCAUCCUCAGGGGGAGGUCUUGCAAGUGGAUCAUCACCGAGUUCAGGCGGCCUGUUCAGCUCUCUGGCGGGUGCCAGCACUGGAGGGCUCUUCGGCUCUUCAAGCGGGGGCUCCCUGUUUGGAAAUGGAAGCGCUGGUGGGGGCCUGUUUGGCGGUGGUGGCGGCCUCUUUAGCGGAUCAAGUGGAGGACUGACCUUUGACUCCAGCAAGGGGGAGGAGUCAAAGGCAGCAGACGAGGAAGGUGAGCUGGUAGACGAGGAGGAGGUCACUGUCGUCCCAGGAUGGGCGCCAACGGUUUCGCUGGAUUUACAGGAGGUGCCCACCGGAGAGGAGGAUGAGGAAGAGAUUUACACGCAGCGGUCAAAGCUGUACCGAUUCAAGGACGCCGAGUGGAAGGAGAGAGGGCUGGGCGACUCCAAAUUGCUGCGCCAUCGGGUCACCGGCAGAAUUCGCUACAUGAUGCGGCAAGAGAAAACUGGCAAGAUCGUUGCCAACCACUAUGUCAUUGCUGUUCCGCCUUAUUGCGACCUGAAGUUCAACACAGGCAGUGAUAAGUGCUGGGUUUGGACUAGCAUGGAUUACUCAGAGGACGACCCGCACGUGGAGCAGUUUGCUCUGAAGUUUAAGGAUCCAGAGCUGGCCCAAGAGUUCAAGGAAGCCUUUGACAAAGCCAAGGCCGACAAUGCCAAGGUGUGCGAAGUUGAGGCAGUCACGCGUGAUGAUGACGCGGCUUCGAGCAUCAUUGAGGCUUUCGCCAGCGAGCCGUCUGCUCCAGUCGCUACUCCAGCCACUGGCGCGGCCAGCAUGUCCUUCGAGUCGAAGGCGGACUCGCCCAAGGAGCAGGUCAGCAAGGCCCCGGAGCCGUUUUCCGGACUGUCCUUCACAGGAAUGAGCUCCGGCGGCCUGUUGGGAAGUGCGACGGGCGGCCUCUGGGGUGCGUCAACAGCGAGCUCAGGCGGCCUGUUCAGCUCUCUGGCGGGUGCCAGCACUGGCGGGCUCUUUGGCUCUUCAAGCGGGGGCUCCCUGUUUGGCAAUGGAAGCGCUGGCGGCGGCCUGUUUGGCGGUGGCGGUGGCCUCUUUAGCGGAUCAAGCGGAGGACUGCCCUUUGACUCCAGCAAGGGGGAUGAGUCAAAAGCAGCAGACGAGGAAAAUGAGCUGGUGCAAGAGGAAGAGGUCACGGUGGUCCCAGGAUGGGCGCCAACAGUGUCGCUGGAUUUACAGGACGGGUGCCUACCGGCGAGGAGGAUGAGGAAGCAAUUUACACGCAGCGAUCAAAGCUGUACCGAUUCAGAGACGGCGAGUGGAAGGAGAGAGGGCUGGGCGACUCCAGGUUGCUGCGCCACCGAGUCAACGGCAGGAUUCGCUACAUGA
This is a messenger RNA of Effrenium voratum, 3144 nucleotides long. The record is from the annotation of a GenBank genome assembly. Lineage: Eukaryota; Dinophyceae; Suessiales; Symbiodiniaceae.